UUGUGUGUUGCAGGGAGGAUGCCAGCCCCGGAGCAGCAGCCCCCCGCGCUGGACGAGGGGCUGUCGCCGCCCGCGCAGGAAGCGGCCGCCGGCCCCGGCAGCGAGGCGGAGGCGACGGCCACCACCAUCCUGGCGUCCGUGAAGGAGCAGGAGCUCCAAUUUCAAAGACUUACCAGAGAACUGGAAGUGGAAAGGCAAAUUGUGGCUAAUCAGCUAGAAAGAUGUAGGCUUGGAGCAGAAUCACCAAGUAUCGCCAGCACAAGCUCCACUGAGAAAUCAUUUCCCUGGAGAUCAUCAGAUGCUCCAGGCAGCAGUGCAAACAAACCCCGCGUGUCAGAGAGCACUCAUACCAAUGCCUACCACGUCCGGACAGAGCCGGAGCAGGGGAGCCUUUACUCUCCAGAACAGACGUCUCUCCAUGAAAGUGAGGGGUCUGUAGGUAACUCAAGAAGUUCAACACAAAUGAAUUCUUAUUCUGACAGCGGGUACCAGGAAGUAAGCAGUUUCCAUAACAGCCAAAACCUGAGCAAAUCAGAAAAUAGACAGCAAUAUUCCCUCAUUGGAACAGCUAACAACCACUUGGUGAGAAGUUCGCAAGCUGAAGGACAGGCUUUAGUUCAGCCGUCAGCGAGCGUCGCUCCCAACCGCACCAUGAGACGCGUGAGCUCGGUGCCCUCGCGGGCGCAGUCUCCCUCCUACGCGGUGGGCACGGGCGUCUCGCCGUCACGCGGCUCACUGCGCGCCUCCCUGGGCAGUGCCUACGGCUCUCCGCCACUCGCUGAGCCCAGGGCCCUUCCUGCGAGCACCUACUCGUCCACGACGCUGCCGGCGCCGCGCGCCGCCUCCCCGUACGCCGCACAGAGAGCUGCCUCCCCGCCGGCCACGCGGCGCCUCGCCCGCCAGGCGUCGAACCCCAACGGUGCCGCCGCCCACUACCUGGCCUCGGCCCGCGUUGGCUCCCCUCUGGCCCUCGCCGAUAUGCAAGCCCGAGUAGCCUCUCCCUCUCAAACCCAGCUGGAAUCUUCUUCCCCAAAACGCUCCGGCAUGACGGCGGUCCCACAGCACUUGGGAACAACGUUGCAAAGGACAAUUCAUGAUAUGGAACCGUAUGGACAGCAGUACGAGAUAUACGAGAGGAUGGUCCCGCCGCGUCCAGACAGCCUUACAGGCCUGCGCAGCUCGUACGCCAGUCAACACAGCCAGCUGGGACAAGAGCUGCGGUCCGCCGUGUCUCCCGACUUGCACAUCACGCCUAUCUACGAGGGCAGGACGUACUACAGCCCGGUGUACCGCAGUCCCAAUCACGGCACCGUCGAGCUGCACCAGGGCUCCCAGGCGGCCCUGUACCGAACGGGCUCAGGAGUUGGGAACCUGCAGAGAUCGUCCAGUCAGCGCAGCACGCUCACCUACCAAAGAAAUAACUACGCGCUGAGCACAGCGGCCACCUACGCAGAGCCCUACAGGUCGGUGCCUUUCCGGCUCUCGGAGCCCAUGUACAGCCGGCUGCAGCACGCAGCGCCCGCCGACGAUGGCACCACGCGCUCCCCCUCCAUAGACAGCAUCCAGAAGGACCCCAGGCAAUUUGCGUGGCGAGACCCAGAGCUGCCCGAGGUCAUUCACAUGCUGCAGCACCAGUUCCCCUCGGUGCAGGCCAACGCUGCCGCCUACCUGCAGCACCUCUGCUUCGGGGACAACAAGGUGAAGACGGAGGUGUGUCGGCUGGGAGGAAUCAAGCACCUGGUGGACCUGCUGGAUCACAGGGUGCUGGAGGUGCAGAAGAAUGCAUGCGGGGCGCUCAGGAACCUCGUCUACGGGAAGUCUACCGACGAGAACAAGGUCGCCAUGAAGAACGUCGGGGGGAUACCUGCCCUUUUGCGACUGCUGAGAAAAACUAUGGAUGCAGAAAUAAAAGAGCUCGUAACAGGCGUCCUCUGGAACCUGUCCUCCUGCGACGCUGUGAAGAUGACCAUCAUCAGGGACGCGCUGUCCACACUGACCAGCACCGUCAUCGUGCCCCACUCCGGCUGGAACAGCUCCUCCUUUGACGACGACCAUAAAAUGAAGUUCCAGACGUCGCUGGUUCUGCGCAACACCACCGGAUGCCUCAGGAACCUGAGCUCUGCAGGUGAAGAAGCCCGGAAGCAAAUGAGGUCCUGCGAAGGGCUGGUUGAUUCACUGCUCUAUGUGAUCCAUACAUGUGUGAACACGUCAGAUUAUGACAGCAAGACAGUGGAAAACUGCGUGUGUACCCUGAGAAACCUCUCCUACCGCUUGGAGCUGGAGGUGCCUCAGGCGCGUCUGCUGGGCAUCAGCGAGCUGGAUGACUUGUUGGGAAAGGAGUCACCCAGCAAAGACUCAGAGCCCAGUUGCUGGGGGAAAAAGAAGAAGAAGAAAAAAAAAGCUUCACAGGAGGAUCAGUGGGAUGGAGUUGGCCCUAUACCAGGAUUUUCCAAGUCUCCUAAAGGGGUGGAAAUGCUGUGGCACCCGUCUGUAGUAAAACCCUACCUGACGCUGCUGGCAGAAAGCUCCAACCCAGCGACUCUGGAGGGCUCCGCGGGAUCCCUGCAGAAUCUCUCUGCAGGCAACUGGAAGUUUGCAGCAUACAUUCGAGCUGCUGUGAGGAAGGAAAAGGGACUGCCAAUCCUCGUGGAGCUGCUGAGAAUGGAUAACGAUAGAGUCGUUUCUUCGGUGGCCACUGCCCUAAGGAACAUGGCACUGGAUGUUCGUAACAAGGAGCUUAUUGGUAAAUAUGCCAUGCGGGAUCUGGUGAAUCGACUUCCCGGAGGCAACGGGCCCAGUGUGCUGUCCGAUGAGACCGUAGCUGCAAUCUGUUGUGCCCUGCAUGAGGUCACGAGCAAGAACAUGGAAAACGCCAAAGCCCUCGCCGACACCGGCGGGAUAGAAAAGCUGGUGAACAUAACCAAGGGAAGAGGUGACAGGUCUUCACUGAAAGUGGUCAAGGCAGCUGCCCAGGUACUGAAUACGUUAUGGCAAUACCGAGACCUCCGUAGCAUUUAUAAAAAGGAUGGAUGGAAUCAGAGUCAUUUCAUUACACCAGUGUCCACACUAGAGCGAGAGAGAUUCAAAUCGCAUCCUUCUUUAUCGACAACGAACCAACAGAUGUCCCCUGUCAUACAGUCAGUUGGCAGCACAUCCUCCUCACCGGCUUUAUUAGGAAUUAGAGAGCCCCGCUCGGAAUAUGAUAGAACGCAACCUUCUAUGCAGUACUACAGUAACCAAGGUGACGUCAUUACACAUAAAGACAUAUAUACUGGUUCCAGCAAAGCUUCACCAAUUUACAUCAGUUCUUAUUCCUCACCAGCAAGAGAACAAAACAGACGACUACAGCAUCAGCAAUUGUACUACAGUCAGGAGGAUACCAACAGAAAAAACUAUGAUGCAUACAGGUUAUAUUUGCAAUCCCCACAUAGCUACGAAGACCCGUAUUUCGAUGACCGAGUUCACUUUCCUGCUGCUUCAGAUUACACAACACAAUAUGGACUGAAAUCAACCACAAAUUACGUAGACUUUUACUCCACCAGACGAUCUUCUUAUAGAGCAGAACAGUACCCAGGUUCACCUGACUCCUGGGUGUAGCAUUAAAGAAUAAUAAUAAUAAAAAAGGUUUAUUUCUCAUCUUGCUUGAGAAGAAGUGGAAUGGCCUCAUUUGCUGUUUUGGUGAUGAAAUGUGAAAGUGAAGUAAAAGAAGGAACAAAGGAGUAUUUUUUUUUUAAAUAAGGAAUUAUGAGGAAGGUGUAAGAAAAACUGGAAGGGAUGGGGGUUUUGCUCUGUUUAGAUGUUAGGCAUUAAUUACUAGUAGCUCCUGUAGUCUGGUGAGGGUGUGGGCGAUGUGAUGAAAGGUUUGAGAAUUGACUAAAAUGAAUUUUGAAAGUGUGUAGGUCAGAGCAAAUUAAAGCUGAUUUUUUUAAUGUGAAUAAAAGUCUUGUUCUGAUAGUUUGUACAGAAAAAAAUAAAAUGGAUGCCCUGGUUUUAUUGCUAUUACUAAAUGUCAAGAUUGUAUGCUAUUACGUCUUGUAAAUUUAUUUUGUUGGUGUAAAUAUGGAAAUGCCACAUU
Molecule: messenger RNA, 4075 nt
Organism: Nothoprocta perdicaria
Lineage: Eukaryota; Metazoa; Chordata; Aves; Tinamiformes; Tinamidae
Gene: PKP4
Product: plakophilin 4
Exons: 21
Coding region: 19-3597 (1192 amino acids)
Biological process (GO): cell-cell adhesion; cell-cell junction assembly
Cellular component (GO): plasma membrane; adherens junction; cytoplasm
Molecular function (GO): cadherin binding
Source: RefSeq, a predicted model, not a curated record